Molecule: messenger RNA, 5725 nt
Organism: Zonotrichia albicollis (white-throated sparrow)
Lineage: Eukaryota; Metazoa; Chordata; Aves; Passeriformes; Passerellidae
Gene: TMEM179
Product: transmembrane protein 179
Source: RefSeq, a predicted model, not a curated record
AUCCCUCCUCCAGCAUCCCUCUCUCCAUUCCCCCCUCUUGCAUCCCUCCCUCCUACAUCGCUCCCUCGUGUAUCCCUCCUCCGGCAUCCCUCCCUCCUGCAUCCCUCUUUCCACCCCUCCCUCCUGCAUCCCUCCUCCUCCAUCCCUCUCUCCACCCUUCCCUCCUCCCUCUGCCUGCGCAGAGCCGCGGACAUGGCGCUCAGCAAUUUCCUCUUCGCUCAGUGCAUCUGCUAUUUCCUGGCCUUCCUCUUCAGCUUCAUCGUGGUGGUGCCACUCUCCGAGAAUGGCAACGACUUCCACGGCCGCUGCCUGCUCUUCACCGAGGGCAUGUGGCUCAACGCCAACCUGACGGUGGAGCGGCAGCGCUUCACGGUGCAGGAGUGGGGGCCUGAGGCCGCCUGCCGCUUCAGCAUCUUCACCGGGCUCCUGUCCCUGCUGCUGGCCACAGUGCAGGCCUGGAGGACCCUCUUCUUCCUCUGCAAAGGGCACGAGGACUCUUUCUUUUACGCCUUCCUGAAUCUGCUGAUCAGCGCCUUUGUGGUGUUCAUCACAUUUAUUGCCAGCACUAUAGUGAGUGUAGGAUUUAACAUGUGGUGUGAUGCAAUUACUGAAAAAGGAAGCAUGCCAAAUAGCUGUGAAGAGUUGCAGGAUAUAGAUCUUGAGCUGAACUUGGAAAACUCUGCUUUCUAUGACCAAUUUGCUAUUGCACAGUUUGGUCUCUGGGCUGCCUGGCUGACCUGGCUGGCAAUUACCAUCCUGGCUUUCCUGAAGGUUUAUCACAACUACAGGCAGGAGGAUCUGCUAGACAGCCUGAUCCAUGAGAAGGAGCUGCUGCUAGGAAGAUCCCCUUCACGAUCCUCUUUGCAAGAUGACAAAAGUGGCAUGAUCUAAAGUGUAAGCAAAUUUCCAGGGCAGGAUCUAGAUUUUAUUAUUCAGUAAUGUGAGCUGAAGCUGAGUCAGGGUAUUGAGUGUGUGAGAUCUUUUCUUUUCCUGAAAUGAAACGUAAUUGUGAAUUACUCACUUCCCCCAUGAGAAAUUGUUGGCAGAAAUACUGAUAUUAAGAUAAAGAGAAUGAACUGCCCUAUGUGCCUGUGGCACAGCAAACUUUCUGUCCUGUGCAGGCAAAAUUUGUAACCUGCCCUUGUCAGCAGAGCUCCCACGUGCCAUUGCUGUCUUUUGGGACAAGGGACAUUUCUGAGGACUGAGCUGGCAAGACCAGGCUACAGCAUCCAGGCUAUUUCUUCAAACCAUUCUUCAACAAUAGAUGUAACUGGAGCUGAAUUCAGUGCCUCCCCUCUCCCUCUCCUCCCUUUUGCCAGUGGAGCUGCCCCUUGUGGUGUUUUUAUCCUGGGAAACUGCAGCUCUGGUUGGGAUGCUCUCACUGUCUCUGCUUUUGCUGUGUGUGGAUGCAGUGCUGACAAACAUGUUGCUCCUGCUCUGAUUUUAUUUCAAACAUAGAGACCUGUGUUCCAGACUUGAUAUUUAAUAUUGGACAGUGUUAAUGAAUUCCAUGAAACCCGUUUAUUAUUAUAGCACCUGUCAAAAACUGUGUAUAAUAUGGAAGGAUGAAGGAGAACAUUUUUUUCUGGUUGUGACUUUGUUUCUUCUUAGAUUUUGGCAUGAGCAGCAUUUAUUAUGACUCCUGAAGUGAACUGUAGCUAGAAAUUGCUGGAGCUUGCAUACUAAGAAAUUAAGCUGAAUAGAUAGUAAUAAUGCUUGUGCAUUUAUAAAUGUAACUUGGUCCCUAACAUUGUAUACUAUUCUGUUUUGAAUAUUAGAAUUUAUUUGUGAUAUUUAUUUCAUAUAGGAUGUGCAAAAUUACUGUAAUCAUUUGCAUUGUAGGUUUCUAUAUAUAAACAUAGCAAGGAGUUCAAAGAGCUGAGUUAUUUUAUUGAUAGUUCAGUGCUGAAUGGGUCCAUUCUCCCCACUCAUGGGCAGGAGUUCCAGGGCAGAUAAAUUUUGCUGUGAAAAGGAUGAAGAAUUGCUGUUUACACAAAGCUCACUGGUGACUGUGUUGUUGCUUUCAGUUUUAUUUGGCCAGUGCUUCAACAAAUCAGGUGGAUUGUUGAGAUCAGAGGUAGCUCUGAUAAUUAAGAAGAGUCACUCAGAGGAGUGUGGGAUUUGCAUGGCAGAGAAGUAAAGCUGUGCUAGGAUUAAGCAUUUAUCCCCAGGUACACAUUGCACAGAAGACCCCAAAUCAGCAGAAAACUUAAGCAAACAACUAAGUUUGGACUGAAGAUUUUUUGGGAAUAUGCUGACACUGCCUGUGGUACCUGUGUUUGAAUUGAGACUGAAUUUAUUGUAAGAGAAGUGCAAACCACACAUGAUUAUAUGACCUGGUAAAUCAGAAUGAGGGGAGAGAGGACAGCCGGCUUCUCCCACAUCAGAGCUCAAGCCUGGGGUUAGCACAGCCAUGCAGAUUUACUGUUGGCUACUAGGGACUCUCUGAUGCUUAGUUAAGUACCAGCUUAAGCAUUUCAUUGAAACAGAAUUUCAUGUCAUGAAAAAUCCCUCAAUUAAUAAGCAUUUUAGGGCAUAAAAUCUGACAUUGUAUUUAAGUGCCAAAGUGUUCUCAUAGGUUUAGAGAAAAAACCCUCCAUGGGCCCUAAGCAGUAAUCCAGCCCUGUGAAUAUUGCUUACAGCCCCAGCUGAACACUGCUUAUAGCCACAGCUCUCUAUAGAGAGGCCUUGUUCUUCAGCAUGAUUUCUGCCCACAAGAGAAUGCAAUUCCUCUGAAAGCUUUAAAGCAGUGGCAUUUUUUUUUUUUUUUUUUUUGUGGUUGGGAGUUGACAUCAGAGGAGGACUCCUGGAGAGGGAAUCAGAGAUCAAGCUAAUUAUUGCCAAUUUAAAAUUCGGAUAGCAGGACUGUCAGAGCGCCUUUUUAAAAAUUCAUUUUGUCUAAUAAUUUAGAUAUUAAGAAAAGUCUCUUCACUGAAAGGGUUGUCAAGUACUGGAACAGGCUGCCCAGGGAAGUGGUGGAGUCACCAUCCCUGGGUGUAUUUAAAGGAAAGGUGGAUGUGGUACUGAGGGAAAUGGUUUAGUGCUGACUUUGUCAGUGCCAGGUUAAUGGUUUGACUGGAUGAUCCUAGAGGCCUUUUUCAACCUAAAUUACUCUGUCUCUAGUAGGAGAUACACUCUAGCAAGUACCUGAGUCCCGUGCCAGGGAAUGUCCUUCUUCAUACCCUGAAGAGGAGCUUGGGUGUUGUAAAUUAGCCUGUUUCCAGGGUUUCCCCAGUUUCUACAGCUGUAAAAGGCAGUCUCACUUCCACUCAGCAGUGAUGUCUCUUCCCACAAAUUACUUCAGUGCUUGCCUUACUCCUUGUGUGGAACCAUGAUGCUGCUUUGUAAUAUAUUUUAAUAUAUUUUAUGUAUAUGCCAAAUCAGGCUUAGGCUGAAAUGAGGUGUGGGUUGGGACCACUGGUCAUCCACUGGUCAUCCCAUCCUGGCCUUUCCUGAGGGUUUGAAGAACCACGAGGCAGAAGAUAACAAGUGUCUUCUUGUGGUUCUUGCUCUGAGGUACCAAGGCCCAAGUCUUGUCUCUGCUUCUGAUGGAGAGGAUGCUGCUUGUGGCUGAGGCUGUCUGGAGCUUGUGCUCUCUUCUACCUCUCCUGUCUCAAAGUCUUUUUCCGCCUUUCCACUUCCAUGAGAAGCAGCAAACACUGGUCCUGGGUUUGGAGUUGCCAUGCAAAAUGGAAAGAGGGUGAAGCUCUCCUAUGAGUCCCAUGUGAAUGGGGCUGUUUUUCACAGCUUUCCCUUGCCAGUCUGGUUUUCACAGCUUCCCUGCCUUCACCAAAGCUGGUACCCCCUGACAAGAUCAGUGAUGCUUAAAAGCAGAGCUGUUUUUGAUGGAAGCCCCUGUGUGAGUCAGAAGGCUGAGCAUGUAGUGAGAAGGCUGACCCAAAGGGAGGAAGGGUAUCCUGCAACUCCCAGUUUUUGGACACACUUGGUGUUUUUUAUUUGCACUAAGUUUUCUGCAACCUCUUCUCCUAAAGCUUAGGCACUCAGGCCAAGCUGGUGGUGCCAAGCUGGAAAUGGGUAAGAAUUGUGGUAUAAUUUAUGCACACAUCCAUAGCUACCUGUGGUAUAAUUUAUGCACUCAUCCAUACCUGCCUGUGUUGUAAUUUAUGCACACAUCCAUACCUACUUGUGGUAUAGUUUAUACACACUCAUACCUACCUGUGCUCACUCUCAUGCACUUCUCUCCUUUGUACAUUUCUGACGCCUGAUUUUAGUCACCCAUUGCCAGCUAGCAUAUCGUGGGGCUGAAUCAAAUUUGGCAUUUCUGUGACAUUUCAAUACCUUUAAUUUGCCAUGUCCAAGGGCAGGGAACACUCUAGCAAGAGUUGUAUUCAAAGAACUAGAACACUGUAUGGAACUUAUACUGUAUUUAUUUAUUUAUUUAUUUAUUUAUUUAUUUAUUGUCACAUGUUGCAAGGGGAAAAAGCUUUGUGGCCUUUCCAAGGCACUGGGCUGUUGCCACGCUAUUAUUCUGUUGUACCAAAUAAAUUUUCUGGCUACCAUCUGUGGUUAAAUUCCCCACCAAUUCCCUGCCAGCAGUCCUCAUUGGGCUAGGAGAAUCUGAGCUAACAAGUGUCAUCUGAGCUUUUAGGUCAGUGCUGUUUAUUAUUAUUUUUUUUAUAAUGGAGAAACAAUAGGAGGCAUCUUUUGGAACAGAACUUCCUCAUUCAUGCUAAAAACAUCUCAUACCGCUAACUCAUGAGGCAUCUUUCAGCUGGGAAAUUUCAGUGGGAAUCACAAAAAUAAGAGCAAUAUGAUUUACUGUAAAAACUGAAGGACACAUUUGUACUAUAGCAGUGAUUCUAUGGCCCCUUAAAAAAGGAGGUGUUAUAAUAACCAGUGAUGGAUGAUUGAGUGUACAGACCUUGUCAUGAAAGCAUUCUCUGUGUGUGUACAAUGUAUGCAGAGAAAUGCCAGUUGCACUGCUCUUCUGUGAUGUGGAUACAGGCUUUUCUCUGAACAAGCAGCUUUGGCUGGAGUAGUUCUUAGAAUGCCUUAAGUGUGUACAUUUCCUUUUACUCAGCACUGGGACUCGUGCAAUGCAAUGGUUAUUAUGAUACCCAGAGGUGGAAUUGAUGUGGGCAGAGUUGGAGAGCACUGGCCAAUGCAUAACCUGCCAAAGGCUGAGAUGAGUUUCUAAUACAGGUUUGGAGGUGUUUUAAUUCCCCUUUAUCUGAGUAACAUCCUGCUGCUAGAAUAAAUUAAUCCACAGAGUCAGAUUUCCCUUCAAGGCCUUCACUCUCCAGUAUGGAACACUGCUGAUUUAACCUGUGUAGUGUUCAGGAUGGAAGCAGAGUUGCAAGGAAGAGGAGCUCACAAUUUACAGUUACGUUGCACACAAACCUGGUAUUGGAUGUAGGUGGGUUUUAUCAUCUCCCUUUUCCGAACCUUCUCAAAUAUAUUGCAUGUAAAAUCACUUUUACCAUUUAAAUUAUAACUUUACAAAAAUCCAGACAGUAAUUUAUACUGGAAAGACUAACAGUACCUUGUGAAAAACCAAUCUGGAUUAUGACAAAACUUUUGGUUUUUUCUGUAUCAAUGGCCCAAGUAUCCUUGAGUGAAUGAGCAUGCUGGCUGUGUCCAGAUCCUAAAUCUGUGCCUCAGACCAUUUCCUUUACUGAUGGAAAGAGCCCAUUUUUAUCUCUUGGAAUGCUUGCUUUGGGGACCACAAAUAUCCUUUCCUGCUGGUUAGGCAAUCUGGGAAAAG